This is a messenger RNA of Rhea pennata, 9912 nucleotides long. It is a transcript of the gene MAPKBP1, whose product is annotated as mitogen-activated protein kinase binding protein 1. The record is from RefSeq and is a predicted model, not a curated record. Gene Ontology annotation, molecular function: protein binding. The transcript is spliced from 31 exons. Lineage: Eukaryota; Metazoa; Chordata; Aves; Rheiformes; Rheidae. Gene Ontology annotation, cellular component: cytoplasm. Gene Ontology annotation, biological process: negative regulation of canonical NF-kappaB signal transduction; positive regulation of JNK cascade. Bases 308 to 5359 code for a protein of 1683 amino acids.
GGGGCGGCCCCGCGCGGCCCCUCCCCGGAGGCCGCCUGCAUGGGCAGCGCUGCGGGCACCGCGGCCGCGGCCCCGCCGCACAGCCGCAGUUUAGAUUACUGCUGAUCUGAUCCUCUGGAAUCUGCAGAAGGAAAUUCUGCCAGCCUCUGUGAAUAGCUUUGCAAUGAAAUAGGAGUGGAGUCCCUGAGCAGAAUUGCUGAGAGAUAUGUGAACAAGCAUAAGCAAGGCUGAGCACAUCAGUACCUGGGCUUGCUCCUCAGGGACCAUUUGUGUGUGUGGGGGGGUAAUCCCCUCUUGGCACCUGGAGAUGAUGUCGGUUGAAGGGUCUACAAUAACAAGUCGGAUCAAAAACCUACUUCGCUCCCCUUCCAUUAAGCUGAGAAGAAGCAAGCCUGGGAACAAGCGUGAAGACAUAGGCAAUAAGGUGACCUUGGAAAAAGUCUUGGGGAUAACCGUGUCAGGAGGCAGAGGAUUAGCCUGCGACCCCAGAACCGGCCUCGUUGCUUAUCCAGCAGGGUGUGUUGUUGUGCUGUUCAAUCCUAGAAAAAAUAAGCAACACCAUAUUUUAAACAGCUCCAGGAAAACAAUCACAGCCCUUGCUUUCUCUCCAGAUGGAAAAUAUCUGGUUACGGGAGAGAGUGGACACAUGCCCGCUGUGCGGGUAUGGGAUGUGGCUGAGCGGACCCAGGUGGCUGAACUCCAGGAGCACAAGUAUGGUGUGGCCUGUGUGGCGUUCUCCCCUAGCUCCAAGUACAUUGUUUCAGUGGGCUACCAGCAUGACAUGAUUGUCAACGUGUGGUCAUGGAAGAAAAACAUUGUGGUGGCAGCCAACAAAGUCUCAAGUAAAGUGACAGCUGUGUCAUUCUCAGAGGACUGCAGUUACUUUGUCACUGCUGGAAAUCGGCAUAUCAAGUUCUGGUACCUAGAUGACAGCAAAACCUCCAAGGUUAAUGCCACAGUCCCCUUGCUAGGUCGCUCAGGGUUGCUUGGGGAACUGAGGAACAACUUCUUUGCAGAUGUGGCAUGUGGAAGGGGCAAGAAAGCAGACAGCACUUUCUGUAUCACAUCUUCAGGCCUGUUGUGUGAAUUCAAUGAAAAAAGACUGCUGGACAAGUGGGUGGAGUUGAGGACCACGGUGGCAAACUGCAUCUCUGUGAAUCAUGACUACAUCUUCUGUGGCUGCGCUGAUGGCACUGUGCGGAUUUUUAACCCCCUGAACCUUCACUUCGUCACCACGCUGCCAAAGCCGCAUUUCUUGGGAACGGAUAUCGCAAGUGUGACUGAGGCCAGUCGUCUUUUCUCUGGUAUGGCUGAUGCAAAGUAUCCAGACACGAUUGCCCUGACCUUUGACCCCACCAACCAGUGGCUUUCCUGCGUCUACAAUGACCACAGCCUAUAUGUGUGGGAUGUCAAAGACCCGAAGAAAGUAGGCAAGGUGUACUCCGCUUUGUACCACUCUUCCUGUGUAUGGAACAUUGAGAUAUAUCCAGAGGUGAAGGACAACAAUCAGUCGUGCCUGCCCCCUGGUUCCUUCAUCACCUGUUCAUCUGACAACACCAUUCGUCUGUGGAACACUGAGAGCUCCAACAUUCAUGGCACAGCACUGCACCGCAACAUCCUCAGCAACGACUUGAUGAAAAUCAUCUAUGUAGAUGAUAACACUCAGGUACUUCUGGAUACUGAUUACAACUCGGGCGGGAGUGCAGACAAAGCUGAUGCACAAGUGAUGGACAUGAAGGUGGGGAUACGCACUGUGUGUGUGAGCCCCAGUGGGGAGCACCUGGCCUCAGGGGACAGGAUAGGUACUCUCAGGAUUUAUGAGUUGCAAUCUUUGAGGGAAAUGCUGAAGGUGGAAGCUCAUGACUCUGAGAUUCUAUGUCUGGAGUACUCCAAACCUGACACAGGGUUAAAGCUGUUAGCCUCAGCCAGUCGGGAUAGAUUGAUCCAUGUUUUGGAUGCUGGAAAGGACUACAGCCUGCAGCAGACCCUGGAUGAACAUUCCUCUUCCAUCACUGCUGUGAAGUUUGCAGCUAAUGAUGGGAAAGUGCGAAUGAUCAGCUGUGGGGCAGACAAAAGCAUCUAUUUCCGCACUGCACAGAAGACAGGGGAAGGAGUUCAGUUUACUCGAACACAUCACAUUGUUAGAAAGACCACUCUAUAUGAUAUGGAUGUGGACCCCAGCUGGAAAUAUGCUGCUAUUGGUUGCCAGGACCGUAACAUCAGGGUUUUCAACAUAAGCAGUGGGAAGCAGAAGAAGCUCUACAAGGGAUCCCAAGGUGAAGAUGGUACCCUCAUCAAAGUGCAAACUGAUCCAUCUGGUCUUUAUAUUGCAACCAGUUGUUCUGACAAGAAUCUCUCCAUCUUCGAUUUCUAUUCUGGCGAGUGUGUUGCUACCAUGUAUGGUCACUCAGAGAUCGUAACUGGGAUGAAAUUUAGUAAUGACUGCAAACAUUUGAUCUCUGUUUCUGGUGACAGCUGCAUCUUCAUAUGGCGUCUGAGCUCAGAGAUGACCAUCAACAUGCGGCAACGACUAUCUGACAUGAAACAGAGAGGGAAACAGGCAGAAAAGUCUCCUACACACAAGACAGCUGGACUUAUGAGGCAUGAAUCUAUUUCUGCCCUAUCAUCCAUGCCUGCACUCUCAUCAGACAGCGACAAGGAUGGUGAAGAUGAAGGGAAUGAUGAAGAUGAGUUACGUGGGCUGCAGUCUUUCCGUAUUCAGUCGAACUGUAACACUGAGAAAGACUCAGAUCCAGACCUUAGCCUCUCAAGAAGCCUUUCCCACUGGGAAAUGAGGAGGGCCAAAGAGAUAGCGGCGAUCCAGCGCUCAGAGGCAGCAGUGAGCAAGAUGCCUCGACAGCGUGGGCGCUGGUCCCAGCCAACCAGCAACAUAGAGAUGACUGUGAAGUCCAUGCUUGACUUACGUCAGUUAGAGUCUUUCUCUGUUUCCCGUUCCCCGAGUCGAGACUCCCUGUCCCAAAACAGCAAUGGGGAUGACAGGGAAGAGCAGGCAGAUCUCCUUGUGCACAUCAACAAAGUUGGAGGCUCAAUAGCUCCCCAAGACAGCCGGUCUUGCGUGCGACCCCAAGUGAUUCGUCUUGUGUCUUGUGAAGAGGGGAUUUUCUCUCAGGAACUGGAACCUUCUGAGAGUGAGGAGUGUGUAAUCUACCCUGAGCAAGAUGAGAUCCAUCCCACAGACCCUAGCAGUGAGUUCCAGGUAAAAGCGUUGCCCCAUGGGAAGCUAAGUAGAGGUUACCACAGUAGUGGAUGCCCAGACAAACACAGCCCUGACAGUGCCUGCUCUGUAGAUUACAGUAGCAGUCGUCUGUCCAGCCCAGAUCAUCCAAAUGAAGAUUCUGAAAGCACUGAGCCCCUAAGUGUGGAUGGCAUCUCAGAUCUGGAGGGAGAGGAGGGAGAAGAGGAUGCAGGUACUGGCCCGCUGGAGAGAGAAAUCCCCCUGACACCUGAUCAGGAAAAGUUCCUCAAGCAGCAUUUUGAGACAUUGGGCAGCACUGAUGGAAAAGGUGGCUCAUGUAGAGCUCUGGAAAGAACUGAAAACCUCAGCAUUUCCUCUCGCUUUCUUUCCCAGUCCCCGGGUCUGAGACAUUUGUCACUGUCCUCGUCGAAUCUGAUACUGGAUUCAAAGCCCAUCGAGCCUCCAGCCCAGAGCAAUCAGAUUACUCCGGAGCUGCUGAAAAAUGGCAACAGCCAUCCUGGUGAUGCUCUGGAGAACAACCACCUCCUGGAGAGUGUGAAUUCCCAUCGGGCUGUUUAUGCCCAGAAAAAACGCAAGUCAGCUUUAGAGGCCAGGCGAAUUGGUAUGGGUUCUGGACGAGUUAUUACAUCCUUUUCUGAAGGCCCUGGGAAUGCAGUGAUGAGAAAGGCACAGUCAGUUCACGACCUUGUUCAUGAGGAUAAGGGUCCUGGAGUGAUAUCCUCUGGCAAGCAGCGUCCUCAGUCUCUUAUGGUGGUUGAAAAAGAUCCCAGAGCUAACAAUUGCAGGGUGUUAUCAGCCAGUCUAUUGAAGAUUGACGGAUCUGGUGCUCUGCUGACCAAAGAUGUCAGGACUGCAAAACCAAAGUCCUACAUGAACCCCACAACCAGCUUCCGGGCUAAGAUGUCACGGAGCAUAUCUGUAGGGGAAAAUCUGUAUCUUGGUUACUCUACUGAAAUGUUGACUGAGGGGAGGACUAGCCCUCCAGUGGCAGAGAAGAUGCAGCUUAGUCUCCCAGCAGAUGCUGAGAAGAAUAAGAUACCAAUGAAAGAAAAAGAAAAUGUUCCAGUGAAGCCAGCACUUCAGCCAGUUGUAAACUGCUCAUCUCCCAAGUCCUUUCACAGCAAGUUAACAUCAUCAAAUAGAGCACACCUGAUCCUUGACAUUCCCAAGCCAUUGCCUGAUAGACCUACACUGGCCUCCUUCUCCCCCACUACCAAAUCCAAAACGCUGCUUGAGCCACAGUCUCCACAGUCACCUGUUGGGGCCAGUAAAAAGAAAACUUUUCCUGAGGGACGAUCCUGCAAGAGGGAAAAUCAGACUGCUGGGUCUCUGGUUCCUGGUAAAGAGAUUCCAUUAGGACUUACUAAGGAGAGCCCAAUGGAGAGUCCAGGCUCAAGGACAGGUUGCCAGGAUGAGCCAGGGGUCACUAAUCCAAAACUGAGAGAGUUUUCAGAGGGCUGGCACCCAAGGUCUCCUGAGAGCACGUUGCCCAGGUACAGGGAGAGGAUCACCGGCAUUGCCUGCGUGUUAGACGAUCAACCUGGACUUUGCCCACUAGACCCCAUCAGGGCGAGGUCUCCUACGUCUAUAACUGCCUCGGCACAGGUCUCAGGUGUGCAUGGAUACCCAUCUCUUAUCUUCCCCCUUCUGUCUCCUGUCUUUGUGAACCGCCUCACGGUCCCAUCACAUUUCUUUACGUCCAGCUUCUGGCCUGUCUCGUCCUGUCUGCACCUGUCUCGUUCCAUAAGUCAUCCCCUCAAUGAACCUUCCAUCAGUGUAGAGCAGUGCAAGCAUGUGGUAUCUGAGCUCCAGGACAGCAUGCGCAAAGCCAUUCAUCUCUACCGCAUGGUGUUAAAUGAUACGGAGUCCUCUACUGACAAAGAUAAGAUAGCUGGCCUCCUGACAGAGACAUUCUCCUUAAUGAAGAAAGAAUUGGACUCCCUGAAGGAUGAGGAAGAGCUUCCAAAGGUUAAGGAGGUGCUGGCAAAGCCACAAGAUACCAUUAGGCCGCUGAAUGAGGGAUGCAGUGCCAACCUACCCAGUCCGAAGAGUUUGGGGGAUGAGCAGACGCUAGCUUUGCUGGAGCAGUACUCAGAGCUAUUGCUACAAGCUGUGGAACGACGCAUGGACAAAAAACUCUAAAGGAGUGUUUUUCAGGUGUUUGUGGAUACACAGAAAUAAUCCCAAGAGGAGGACCAUAGAAGGAGCCUCAGACAGAGGGACCAUCAUGCUGGUCUAGAGGUGUUGGGGAGGCCUUUAUAAAUUUGAUUUCCUCAGGCCCAUACAAGUGACUUGUUCUAAUUCUUAGCGAUGUGCUGGCCACAAUUUUAAUAAUUUUUCCCAAUGCUCUUCAACUUCCUGUCUCUAGACAAAGUCUUGAAAGAGGAGUUUGGAGAAAUUGCUUUGAAAUUUCUUCAUAGCCAGGGUGUCAGGAUGUUUGGCACUUAAAGAAAAAUCCAGUUUAUCCAAGAAAUUCUGAACUGCUGACUAAAAAUAAAGGAGUCCAAGUGAAGCCAGUCCUUUCCACUCCAGGGCUUCAUCAGAAUCCAGAAGCAAACUUUUUAUGCAUUUAUUUAUUAAUUUAUUUUUCUGACUGUUGCUCUGUCACAUUUGUGGCUAUUUUCUUUGUCCUUUAACAAAAAAGUCAAUUCCUUUGUUAUAUCCCAGCGAGAAACAAUCUCUGUAUUAUAAGCCUCCAACGGGGAGACAGGCUGGAGUGUCUGUGCAAUUACUGAACUGGUUUCUGCUUAAAUCUUGUCUUGCUGAUCUUUCUUUUCCUGCCUUAGUUUGUUACCUGCAGUAAUUCUACUGUUGUCAUGACUACCCUGUCUACUUUUCUCUUCUUUCAAGGACAGUCCCCACACUAUAUUUUAUUUGCAUUCACUUCCAGGGGAGAAUUCUGCAACCCUUGGACCAAGCUUUGGAGAUGAUUUAAUGAAAUCAGUAUUGGAAUUUUAACCUGAAAUUCGGUAUUAUAUUGAUAUACUGAGUUUAGCUGCAGAUAAGGGAUAUAGAUGCAAAUAUGAAAGUUAAUUUCAGCUACCUUUCACGAUUAUGAAUUGGGUAUUGACCUUAAUGUUAUCAUGAGUCUGGUGGGAAAUUUGGGGCCAAUGAUUUAUUUGUUACAAAGUAACAUGAAAGACCUGGUUUCCAUCCCUUACAGUGUAAAUCCGUGAGAAAUCUUCAGUGCAAAUACUGCUCCAAAUAAUUUGUUGAUUUCACUGCCUUGAUAGCAGAACCUUUUCUUCUUGCUUUUCUAGAGAAGCAAAAUAUUUACACCCCAAGAAAAGUGAGAUUCUAUUACCUUUUGUAUAGCUAUUUCAACUGCCCACAGAAAAUGGUCUGCCAGGGACUUCAAACAAGAUAUUUUGGGAUGUAUUUACUACCAUUUUCCCCCCCAGACUCUUUCAUUAAUUUCUUGACUGAGAAACAGAAAAUAUUCCUCCUUUGCAUUUGUGUGUGCAAUACUCUUCUGACCUUGUGGGACUUCUCCAAACUGAUGGCUUAAAACUCUCUGGUGACGAUUUAGGUCAAUGAUAACAAGCUAAAGAAAAAAAAAACUCUUCAGCACCUUCCCCUUUACUCACCCUCCUUUCCCCAAUGGGGACAGAUACACAGACUGCUUUGUUUCUUCCUCCAUCUCCAUUCUUUCUUAUAUUUACAAGGCAGAGCAGUACAAUCCCAGUUUAUAAAUGAAUGCAAGGAAGCAAGAAGCUUUUGGUGGGUGAGAGAAUGCUUGUGUCCAUGGAAGUCACUUAAAGGUGGCCAGACUGCAGUUUUCUUUUACAUUACUGUCCUGGCUAGUUUGGCCAUUCUUUGAAACCCUGUGGCACUCUGAAAUGUAGUAUGUUGACUAACUUGGUUUUCCUGCCUUUCUGUGAGCAGAGAUCUGUAGUGCAGCCUUUACUGGGCUGUGCAGGCUGGUAUUGGACGGUCUUUUUCUUCAAUAUACUCCAGGGCUUGAGGAAUCUGCAGUUACUGCUGUCCCACCACAGGUUUGUGGGUUGGUCAUAGUUGCUGGCUGCUUCAGAACUUGGCAGGAUGGGGAGCAUAUUCAGAGCUUUCCAGCUACUUCAGCCUGUAAUUUCAGUCUGCCUAAUCAAAUGUUUCGGAUGUUCUUGCUAACCUUUCCUUCCGUGGGGUUGUACUGAAACUUUACAAGUGCUUUCUUCUGUUUCAGCAUUGCACUGUGCUGAAUCAGAUGAGGUGCUUGGUUUCAUGGGCAGUGUCUCUUGCAGAGAGAAGCUUUGUAAUGUGGACGAGUUGAAAAGUAGAGGGAAUUUCUGGGAGUUUCCUUGAGUGAAAAAGAUAUGCUGGAGAUGCUGCGAGUGGGAUGUAUGAUGGCAGUCAUACUGGCUCUGUGAUGGAGUUAGUCUGGGUCAAGCUUGCUUCUGAGGUGAUUCUUUUUUUUUCUUCAUCCACUUUCAAGACUGUGAACAUAUGUCCCAGUACACAGGAAUUCUUUUGCUGUACUGGGACCACAAGACACUCAGGUAAAAUAGCAGUCCCUUCAACCCAGGUAUCUUUUUGAUUGAAGAUAGUGGUUUGAGGGUCUUUUAUAUUAUUUCCCUGUGCAAUUUUAUUCCAUUUUAUUGUUUAAAGUAUAAGGUAGUGACAAAAGGGAUCAGAGAGAGUGAGUGGCCAGAAUGAACAGAUCAUGUUUCAGUUCUCAUCCAGGUGAAAAGCAGCAACCAGUGAAGCUGACAUAGAGAUAUGAAAUAAAGUGCCUUGGAAAUAAGUCACAUGAAGCAAAUCUAUUUUUUUUUUAUGCUGAUCAGAGGAGUUUUUGCUUCAUGGAAUGGAUUUUGCCUGUUGGUCAUGGCUGCAUAUGGGGAACAAAGGGUAAAUUCUGAUCAGAAUGAUGGUAAGAGAGGUAUCAAGCAAGUAGAUUAGUUGGGGAGUGGUAGUGUAAUUUUAAAAUUAAUUAGAAUAGUAGAUGUAGGACAUUCAGGAAAAUAGAUUUAGAGGCAGAAAUGAUGUUGGCUGGAGGUACACCAUUGGCCAAUAUCUGUGAAAGAUAUGGUACACAAAGGCUUCAGGAAAGUAGAUUUAGGACAGAGUUAGCGAUCUGUAAUUGAAGAAUGCGUUGAAUGGUUGUUUUAAAGAUCUUUCUUGGCCUCUUGUUUCUCCAGUUGCUGUUUUCUAAGCAGCUGUUUCUUUAAAGGCAAAGUUGAGAACUCUGCCCAAGGCAUACAUGUUAUGAAUUUACUAGAAGCCCUAAGGAAGAUGCUAGUGCCACAAGUUUGUUGAUGAGAGGGAUGAGGAUGCAACCGAUUCUUCCCUGGUGACUUCCUAUUGCUGGCAAUAGGAAAGAGUCCUAAAAAUUUGUUUCCAACACUAAGAGGGCAUAAAUGUGUUACAUUUGGUUACCGCUAGUGAGUGCAUUUCACCACAAGCUGUCUAUUAGGUCAAGUAGAGAAAUACUGAAUGGUAAUUGCCUGGGAAGUGGAAAAAGCUUGUGGGAGGAGGUAACAUCUGAAUCUAUUUCUUUUACUGGUGCAUGUGGUUGUUAGCAUAGCUACGACCAGACGUGUAUUAAAACAAGUUAUUUGUCUAUCAAAGUCUGUGAAAAUAAUUUGGACCUACCUGUUCUCUUUAUAUGCAUUCUGUCCCUCCUGUCCAACAUUUCUGGCCAAAACGAGAAUACUUGUUUUUUCAUCUCAACUGUAAAUAGUAUUACUCUGCCCGAGGGACCUGUGUUUCAUUCUUUGGCCUGUGAAGUGGCGCAGUAGGAAGUGCUGGAAUGUGAGAAGGCAGCAACCCCUGCCUGCUUUCAUCCUGCUGCCGGCAAGUAACUCCUUCCUCCCCAUCCCUCAGCAGCGCCCAGUGGUGGUGGUUGUGUGAGUCCCUGUUUCUUCCACGCCCUCUCUCAGGUUGUCUCCUCUUUUUUAUAGCAUCUCCCAGGUAAUGGUUGAGGCAGGCCUUAUAGUGCUCUCCUCCCCCCCCACCCGCUAUUUGGCUGAUUUCAUCACACCUCAGAGGAAUCAGGACAUUUCUCUAAAGGAGUAGAAAACGUACAGACUUCAUUUUUUUUAAAGAAAGAACAUGUAUAUAAUUAUAUAUAAGAAGAAAUGAAAUACAGGUAUUUAAGCACCAUUGGUAAAUUCAUGCAUGUAUAAGAUCAUCCUCCCCCCCCUACACUGGAUGUGUAGCAUCCAGAAUAUUAAAUGACAAAAACCUCAUUAAAAUAAUAAAGACAGGUCGUCUUGCAGCCCUUGAGUGCUGGCAAGCGGGUGGUUCCUUCUCUAGCUAAGACUAGACUGUCCAAUGUUUCAAAUUGUGUGUUGUAAAUAAUACACGGGAUUGGACUCUAUGGAUAACCUGCUCUAACGCAUGGACAGGGAAAUGCAUGGGGCAGCAACUUUAGGAAUAAGCCAUGUCCACUCUGCAUGUCUUGAAUAUGCCAUAGGCACCAGACAGAUGACUCUGUAUUGUUCAACACUACCCUUUUCUUUCACCAGUUAAAAAAAAAAAAAUCCCACACCUCUUCCCCCUUUAUUUAUAAACGUGUGUUUUUAUACUUUUGGCUUUAGGUAAAACAACUCUUUAAAAUGUCCUUUUUUAAUUAUUUGAAAAGUUGUUUGUUUGUUGGGUUUUUUGCACUGUGAGGCUUCCCUGCGGGAGCUGUUUUUAACUCUGUAUUCAUUUGUACUCCGUGUCUUAAACUGGUUCAAUAAAAAUGUGAUCAUUUGUUA